AGAAAUGGGAUCCGGAAGAGGCUUCUCGCGCAGCAUCCUAUCAGUCAGUCUAGGGUUUUUCUUUCUUCCGAUCAGCCAACAGGGAAGGCGCAAUGGGCGUAUUCACAUUUGUGUGCAGGAGCAGUGGUGGUGAGUGGACUGCUAAGCAAUACGAGGGCGGCCUCGAGGCCUCCGCUCCUUCUACUUACGAACUACAACGAAAGCUCGUUCAGGCCGCUACUGCCGUCGACUCUUCCGGUGGUGUUCAAUCCUCUUUCGCUACCGUCUCUCCUUCCUCUGCCAUAUUCCAGGUGAUCAUUGGCGGCAGUGUUGGUGGAGGUUCUGCCGGAGGAGCAGCCGGAGGAGCCAGUGCCGGAGGUGCUGCUGCUCCAGCUGCUGAGGCACCCCCAGCAGAGGAGAAGAAGGAAGAAGUCGAGGAGGAAGAUGAUGAUUUGGGAUUGUCUCUUUUCGAUUAGAUACUGUUAGUUGAUUUCAAUUUUUCCUACCAUAUUUGAACUUUUAGCUGAUUUCUUUUUACAUGUUGAGACAUUAAUGGAGGUGUUAGUCAUGUGUUAGAGGAAGAAGAUAUGUUGAUCAAAGAGAUCUUUAUUUGAAAAGUUUUGUUUUGGAUUUCUUGUUGAAAAGCUUAUCUGUUGAAUAUGAUUGCCUUAUAACUGGA
Messenger RNA from Carica papaya (papaya), 658 nucleotides. RefSeq names its product 60S acidic ribosomal protein family. The record is from RefSeq and is a predicted model, not a curated record. NCBI's taxonomy places the organism in Eukaryota, Viridiplantae, Streptophyta, Magnoliopsida, Brassicales, Caricaceae. Gene Ontology annotation, molecular function: structural constituent of ribosome. Gene Ontology annotation, cellular component: ribosome.